Molecule: messenger RNA, 1909 nt
Organism: Rhododendron vialii
Lineage: Eukaryota; Viridiplantae; Streptophyta; Magnoliopsida; Ericales; Ericaceae
Product: dof zinc finger protein DOF5.7-like
Exons: 2
Coding region: 318-1250 (310 amino acids)
Biological process (GO): regulation of DNA-templated transcription
Molecular function (GO): DNA-binding transcription factor activity; DNA binding
Source: RefSeq, a predicted model, not a curated record
ACUGUAAGACCUAUCCUCUCUCAUCCAACUUUAUUUAUUCUACCAGAUCUACCCUUCAAACAUAAGCCUAUAUUUCCUCCACAUCCCCUUUCUUCCCCUCCUUAAUUGAUGAAGAUCACAGGCACCCAUCAACAUCCCCUCCCCUCCCUCUCUCUCCUCCACCCCAUGCAUGAUACCCAUUGAAAUCCACUAGUAUCUUUGCCUCUUUCCUAAGGAAACUAAACAAGCUCUCUCUCUCUCUCUCCAAUAUAUAUCUAGGGUUUCUUUGUGAGGUGCAAGUGCAACUAAUUAACGAGACCAGCAGACUUGCUGUCGUGAUGUCUGAGGACAAUAUUCCGGCGAAACCAGGUAGCCAAGGCUCCGGGAGCAAGAAAACGACGCCGCUGAGGCCGCCGGAGCAAGCCCUGAAGUGUCCAAGAUGUGAUUCCCCCAACACGAAAUUCUGCUACUACAACAACUACAGCUUAACACAGCCAAGGCAUUUCUGCAAGACUUGUAGAAGGUACUGGACUAAAGGAGGAGCACUCCGCAACGUACCGAUCGGAGGCGGCUGCCGGAAAAGCAAGAAGUCGAAACCCUCAUCUUCAAAUUUUUCCGGCGACUCGAAGGACUCCGGCGGCGGUUUGAAGUUCUUCCAUGGUCUCUCUCCUGCCAUGGAUUUUCAACUUGGUGGUGGUGGUGGUCUCUCUUUCCCCAGCAGUGGGUAUUCCUACAACCAAUUCCCUCUCGCUUCUUCCACUCCUUGUUUUGCUACCGACACUCUGGGAAAUUCCAGUUCUACCCUCAUGGGUCUCAAUUUCCCUUUACUAAAACAAGUAGAGGGUGGUGGAUUUGGCCAAGAAAUCGGCGGUCAAAGCAGUACUAUCGCGUCGUCGAUCGAGUCGUUGAGUUCGAUCAACCAAGAUUUGCACUGGAAAUUACAGCAGCAGAGACUGGCAAUGCUUUUCGGAGGCGAAAACAGUCAGAAAGAAAACAGUGGGAUUUCACUUCAGAAGCCACAACCCAUUAUGUUUCAGAAUCUGGAGAUAUCAAAACCUGAUGCUUGUGAUCAGGUAGGGGGUAGUACUGGUAAUGGUUCGAGAAAAGAGGGUGCAAUUAGUAAUUUAGCAACAGAGUGGUACUUUGACAGUGGAUCAUAUGCACCUCUUGUGAAUCCUCCAAAUACAAGCAAUAAUGGGAAUGAGAGCACAAACAACUGGAGUGGAUUGCAGAAUUGGAAUGAGUUGAAUCAGUACAGUGGAUUGCCAUAGCUGAGAGAAAGAUCAAGUGGAAGAAGAGCCAAGGAGUAGGGUGGAAAAAGAAGGAAUGGAAGUAAAUAUAGGAUAUCUCAUAUGAUCAAGAAAGAGUAAGGCUAACCCUUUUUCUCUUUUCCUCAUAGUAAUUACGCACUCAAAUUGGCCUCGAUAACCGGUCAUAAGAAAAAACUACGUACCCAAGAUCCAUCGGAUAACUAUCAAUCUCUUGUAUUGUUUUCACCUCUCAUAUUCUUUCUACCAAAGUUUACCUAUACCAGUGGUCUAGUGCAUUUUUUUUUACUAUUUCAUUUAGUAAAUAUCUUGAUCAGAAAUGAGAAGAUUUUUAUACGAUUCCAAUAGUUGAAAAUACACUAGAAUGCUGGUACAGGUAAAUAUGGGUACAGAGGAUUUUGAGUUCUCUCUCGGGGCGUAGCUCGAUAUGGAAAAAAGGUUGGGAAAAAGGGGAGGGAGUUGGGUUUUGUUUUUUUUUUUUUUUUUUUCCCCUUUUUGUUUUGCUUAUGUUGGGUUUUACAUAAUCAGAAAGAUGCUGAUCAACAGCCUUUUAGUUAUUGAUGAUGUUGAAUUGUUUCUCCAUUCCUUUAACUUUAUUUCGCCAAAAUUGUAAUGCUAAGAAUAUUAAUCACGUUAGAAAUAUUGAAUCGUUUAUUACUUAG